Molecule: messenger RNA, 940 nt
Organism: Cololabis saira (Pacific saury)
Lineage: Eukaryota; Metazoa; Chordata; Actinopteri; Beloniformes; Belonidae
Gene: ucmaa
Product: upper zone of growth plate and cartilage matrix associated a
Exons: 5
Coding region: 74-475 (133 amino acids)
Biological process (GO): regulation of osteoblast differentiation; embryonic skeletal system development
Cellular component (GO): extracellular matrix
Source: RefSeq, a predicted model, not a curated record
CAUCGUCUCGCUCAGUCACACUCUGAUAGGUGUGCCGCUCAGUCCUGAAGAGAGUUUUCUAUUCUUCCUUAAAAUGUCUUGGACCCGUGUGUUGGUGCUGUGUUUGCCUGCCAUCCUCCUCAUCCUCACCGUGUCCAGUGUGGUGAAGAGCGCGGCGGUACGGGACGACCCCAAACCAGCUCAGCCCAGAGGGGCUGCCAGGCAGGUGUUUAUGCCCGAGUCGGACGCCUCCAACUUCUUCAAGCGACGCAGUCGCCGGUCAGUCAGUUCCUACGAUGAGUUCCAAGCUGAGACGAAAGUGAAGCUGACGGCCACCGAGCAAAGGAGGGAGUACAAUGAGGAGCAAAGAACGGAGUACGAGAACUAUGUUGAGGAGGACCGUGAUGAGCUCAACGAGAGAUCAAGGGAGACAUCUGAGCAGAUGCGCGAGUAUCACUACGACGGUCUCUACCCUCGUUACCACUGGUUUCACUGAGCGUGCUCGGACGCGUGGAGAGCCAGGUUACAGCACUUUUCAUCGCAGCACAGAUGCUCCCGUAAACCUUUAUCCUGCAACAACCAUGUUUGCAUGAGAGCACGUGCUUGAAGUAUCUGUGCAUUUGAUCCACUUUAAACUACAACAAGUGUUUCUUUUAAAACUGUUUUUCAUACAUUAACUGUGCAAUAUGUGUCUGGUUCAAACUGUUAAAGUGCAUUCAAUGUGCAGUUUCUGUAUUUUAAGUUUUGCAUGCAUGUUUUUACUUCUUUUCAUAUGUACAUAGAAAGUAUUAAGUCCAACUGAUGUUUUCCUGAUGUGUAUUAUCAGAAAAUAAAGCAACCUUUUAUAUAACUAUUAACUGGUUUUUCCAGCAGAAGGUUGUAGCUUUCAUCUUUGUUUUUAAUUAAAAAUAUGGCAUUUUUAAGUGGAAUGAAAAAUAAAGGCAAGUUUUCAAUAUUUUAA